This is a messenger RNA of Fusarium sp. VM40, 1002 nucleotides long. The record is from the annotation of a GenBank genome assembly. NCBI's taxonomy places the organism in Eukaryota, Fungi, Ascomycota, Sordariomycetes, Hypocreales, Nectriaceae.
AUGCCCGGAGGUGUGUGUGCCGUCCUCGACUAUGAGGUCGACAUGAUGUCCGAGUAUGUUGCCGAGAUGGCCACUCGCGUUGUUACACCUGAGGCUGCUGUAACAUCAUCCUUCCGCAAGUUUGUGUCUCAGAUCCUUACUUCGACACGACUGCCCAGCACCACCAUCCUCCUCGGAAUGAACUACCUCGCCAAGAGAAUCAACACCUUGAAGGGACAGGGUCCCUACAAGGCCUCCGAGGGUCAGGUCUGGCGUUACUUGACCGUCUCUCUGCUUCUGGGAAGCAAGUUUCUCGAUGACAACACCUUCCAGAACCGGUCUUGGUCAGAGGUGAGUGGCAUUGCUGUCUCUGAGCUCAACUCUCUUGAGUUCGAGUGGGUCGAGUCCAUGGGCUGGCGCCUGUAUGUCAACCUUGACAUGAGCAAGGAUUACCAGGCUUGGCUGGAGAACUGGCGCGACUGGCAGGACAUGAAGAAGCGACAGGUCGCCCAGGCCAGCCGCGAGAGGCUAGCAUCUAUUGUUCCCGCCAUCGACACCGAUAUCGCGCGAUACUCUGGCCAACGCCAGUCUCCUCACUCGCGCUACCUUCAGGAACAGGUGGCCGAGUACGAGCGUUACCAGACUAUGAAGGCCCAGCAGCAGACCUACCGCAACCGCGAAUCAGGCUGGGGCCACACUUCCUGGGGUGCUCCUCUUACACCUCCCGAUUCUGGAUAUGGUACUCCAGACUACACCAUGUCUGCUACAUCAAGCAACGACCGCUACAACGAAUGGUUUUCCCAGGCUGCUACUCAGUACAGCACUCGAUACCCUCAGCCUCCUGCUCAUAGCACCUUCUAUCCCAACUCACGCCACAACUCGUACAGCGGACAUUACUCCUAUCCGCAGAACAUGUGGGAGCACAAUGUCGCUGAGUGCAGCUGUACCGGCUGUGUGGAUCCCAUGAAGCAGCAGGUUCCUUAUUUCAUGCCUCACGGCUACAGCCAACCCGUAAUGGGUUAA